Messenger RNA from Miscanthus lutarioriparius, 984 nucleotides. Lineage: Eukaryota; Viridiplantae; Streptophyta; Magnoliopsida; Poales; Poaceae. The record is from the annotation of a GenBank genome assembly.
AUGUCGCCGCCGCAGCCGCCACACCCGGUGCCCCGAGAGACGGUGGCCAGCGCCGUCGCCUCCCUCACCAAGUGGAUGAAGAAGCGCGCCGCAGAGGCGCGCCCGAACCUCCUCGCCGACGAGCGCGACGACCUCGUCGUCCUCCAGCUCUCGCUCCGCCGCGUCCCGGCCUCGCGCAGCACCAGGCCUCGCCUCCUCCCGCUGCCGCAUCCCGUCGUCGGGCACGACGUCUGCGUCAUCUCGGACGAUCGCCCCAAGUCGGGGUCCCCUUCCGCGUCCGACCUCCUCCACGCGUCCAAGCUCCCCGUCUCCGAGGUCAUCCCGCUAUCCACACUCCGCACGGACUACCGUCCCUACGAGUCGCGGCGCCGCCUCGCGGCCUCCCACGCCCUCUUCGUCGCCGACCGCGCCAUCCUCCCGCUGCUGCCGCGCGUCCUCGGGAAGGCCUUCUACUCCACCAACAAGGCUCCGAUUGGAGUCGAUUUCACCCGCGUUGGAUGGCCGGAGCAGGUCCGCAAGGUCCUUGGCUCUGCUUUUCUGUACCUGCGCUCCGGGACCUGCUCGGGGAUCAAGGUGGGUAGGCUGGACAUGGAGGAAGAGGAGAUCGUGGACAAUGUGAUGGCCGCGGUGGAGGCGGCUGUCGAGAAGGUGCCAAAGAUGUGGGCCAACGUUAGGGCGCUGCAUCUCAAGGCUGUGGAUUCAGUUGCCCUACCAAUUUACCAGGUUGUGCCAGAGUUGGGUAUGAAAAUUGUUGGAUCUGGGGAGGUUAGCACUGUGGCUUCUGCUGAUGACAGCCAGAAGGUUGGCAAGAAGGGAGACAAGGGCAAGCGUCGUUGGGAAAAUGAAAACAAGGUGAAAGAAGCCAGUUUGGACAAGAAGAAGAUUAAGAAGGGGAAGACUGAGGAGGGGAAGAAGAAGAAGAAGAGCAUGAAGGUUUCCUCUGAAGUUGUUUCUUUUGGUUUUGUUAGCUUAGUAGCCCUUUGA